AGGAAUCCGGGGGAUUUAGUUCCUCAGCUUUCAGACAAAGACAUUUUCUCCAAGGGCAUAAACCCAGACCUCGUAACCAUGGCAGCAGGGAUGAUGGAGAAGCUGCUCUGGUGCUUCUUGGUCUCCAUUAGCUUCUCUGAUGCUUUUGGCCAGACAGACCUAUCUAAGAAGGCCUUCGUAUUUCCAAAAGAGACAGAUAAUUCUUAUGUAUCUUUGGAAGGACAGUUAAUGAAGCCUCUAAAAGCCUUCACUGUGUGUCUCCAGAUGUACACUGAGCUGAGCAAGACCCGUGGGUUCAGCAUUUUCUCUUAUGCCACCAAGAAACAACCUAAUGAGAUCCUCAUAUUUUGGUCGAAGAAUAGAGGAUAUGCUUUUGGUGUGGGUGGGCCUGAAGUAUUAUUCAAGGCUGCUGAAAUUCCUGCGGCUCCAGUCCACAUCUGUGCCAGCUGGGAAUCUGUCACCGGGAUUGCAGAGCUCUGGGUAGAUGGGAGGCCCAGGGUCAGGAUGAGUCUGAACAAGGGAUACACUGUGCAGCCAGAGGCAAGCAUUAUCCUGGGACAAGAACAGGAUUCGUUUGGCGGGAGCUUUGAUACAAACCAAUCUUUGGUGGGUGACAUUGGAAAUGUGAACAUGUGGGACUUUGUGCUAUCACCAGACGAGAUCAACACAGUGUAUGUUGGUGGGACCCUCAGCCCCACUGUCCUGAACUGGCAGUCAUUGAAGUAUAAGGCAAACGGUGAAGUGUUUAUCAAACCUCAGCUGUGGCCCUGACACACUGUCUUGGGUCCUGAAUGUGCCUCACGAGGAUUUCACCUCAGGAGCCUUGUGUCUCAGGUACAUGUUGCAAGCAUUCUCUGUAAACAGGUCACAGAGGAUGUAAUUUAAGUAUUUGGCUUGGGAACUUGUGAACUACAUUGGGACGCUUUAUCCACAAGAAUCAUAA
This is a messenger RNA of Dipodomys spectabilis (banner-tailed kangaroo rat), 943 nucleotides long. RefSeq names its product C-reactive protein (gene Crp). The coding region runs from base 79 to 771 and encodes 230 amino acids. The transcript has 2 exons. Gene Ontology annotation, biological process: innate immune response. Lineage: Eukaryota; Metazoa; Chordata; Mammalia; Rodentia; Heteromyidae. Gene Ontology annotation, molecular function: low-density lipoprotein particle binding; complement component C1q complex binding. The record is from RefSeq and is a predicted model, not a curated record.